Messenger RNA from Rhodotorula graminis WP1, 1605 nucleotides. RefSeq lists its product as uncharacterized. The record is from RefSeq and is a predicted model, not a curated record. The transcript has 2 exons. The coding region runs from base 1 to 1605 and encodes 534 amino acids. NCBI's taxonomy places the organism in Eukaryota, Fungi, Basidiomycota, Microbotryomycetes, Sporidiobolales, Sporidiobolaceae.
AUGUCAUUCAAGGAACCUGUCGUCCAACUCGCCCGCGAGCCGUCCAACGACGACUGCGCGUUGCUCAUGUUGCCGGUCGAGAUCCUCAAGUACAUCUCCGAGCUCGCCUAUCGCCACCCAGCCCGCCCCGAUCAUCCGCUCGACGCACCCGACCCCCUCCAAGUCGAGAUCCUCCGCCAGCAACCGGCGCCGCACCGCCCGCUCUGCCGCAGCCUGUACCCGAUCGAGCAGGAGCAGCUGUACCGCAGCAUCGAGAUCAAGUCGUUCCGCACCCUCGACCUCCUCCAGCGCACGCUCGUCGAGGACAGCCGCGAGCCCGGCCGCAGCCUCGGCUCGCUCGUCGCGGCCCUGUCGUUCGACACCUCGUGGCAUCGCAAGCGGGCCAACCCCGCCAGCACUCGUCACGAGCAGGACGAGCUCGCGCGUCCAGAUCGCCCGUACCACGUCGACUCGGCGGCCGCGGCAACUCGGCUCGUCGCGAGCCUCCUCGGCGCGCUCACCGGCCUCGAGUACUUUGGCCUCCGGUUCAACCCCGGACUGCGGCCAGAAGACCACGAGCUGUUACACCUCAUCUUCGAGCACCCGUCAACGCUCGUCCACCUCGACUCGGUCCAGCACUUCGCCCUUCUCAUCUACGGCCCCGACCUCGACGCCGCCUUCCCGGACGACGCCGGCGCGUGGCUCGCUCAACUGGGCCAACUGCGCAACGUCAAGACGCUCGAGUUGAGCUUUCACGCGCACGGCACGCCCGUGAUCCUCCAGACCUCGUCGUCGACGCGCCCGGUCUUCAACCAGGUCCGCACGCUCAAGAUCUCCGCGAGGCUCGACACCUGGCGCGUCCCGCUCCGCGACCUCGUGCCGCACCUCACGUCGCUCGAGGUCUACAGCGGGGGUCCCUCGAGUGGGCACGCCGAGCUGCGCUCGCUCGUCGCGAGCGCGCCCACAUGCCUCGUCGCGCUCUCCAUCGACGCGUACGUCUCGGCGGACACGCUCGGCGCCAUCGAGGACGUGCUCCCCACCUUCCCCCUCCUCCACACCCUCCACCUCGACAACUCGUGUCGCGACCAUGCCCCUCUACCGUCGUCGCUCGCCCGCCUCGACAACCUCGAGAUCCUCCAUUUCGGUCCCUCGGCCGUCCUCCCCGACUACGCCCUGGUCGACCUCGUCACGGGCCCGCACCGCCUCAAGGCGCUGCGCAAGCUCACCCUCGACUACAUCGAGGCGUUCUUCGAGGAGACGCUGCGCGACGCAGGCGGCGUACUGCCGCACGGCCGCGACUGCGACGCGUCCGGCCUUUACUGGGGCUGGGACGCGCCGGACUGGCCCGAGGGCUGCUCGUGGCGCGAUCUCACGACCGCCGUCCGCCUCGUGCGCGCUCGCGGCGUCGUCGUCGACGGCUUGGCGGUCCGUGCGCUCGAGUGGUACGGCGAGUACGCCGCCGAGCGCGACAAGGUCGCGCGCCGCCGAGGCUUCGAGAUGGGCGACUGGGCAGACGCGAGGCGGUUCCUGGGCGCGAGGAUUGUCGAGUUGCUCGAGGAGGAGCGCCAGGCGCGGAUCCACGCGGCGGACGAGGAGGAGGAGGAGGGGGACGAGGUGAGGGGCUAG